AUGGGCACAUGCAAGGCCAGCCCAGUGGACCUCUUGGGUGCCUCUACGUGCCGUGUUGAGAGUGCUAGUUGGUCACUACGUGAACACAGCCCAAUAUAUAGCAACUCUCGACAUUACAGCAAGGUCGAAAACACUCAACAACGUCAAGCAUAUGCUUGGCCAGCUCCCGCGCUUGGAAGGGAUUGCACUGGAUCUAACGAAAGGCGCAAUGGGGAACAGUCACCGUGUCAUGACGAGAUCCAAAGUGACGAUGGGCCUCAAACUAUGGGUGGCGGAAUAUUAGAGGAGAAGACAUCGAAGAGGAAGAUGAAGCGUUUCAGACUCACCCAUAGCCAAACACGCUAUCUUAUGAGCGAGUUCACACGACAAGCACAUCCUGACGCCGCUCAUAGAGAGCGUCUUUCCCGUGAGAUACCGGGGUUAAGCCCGAGACAAGUUCAGGUUUGGUUUCAAAAUCGGAGAGCCAAAUUAAAGAGGUUGUCUACCGACGAUAGAGAAAGGAUCCUAAAAUCAAGAGCAGUUCCAGAGGAUUUUGACAUGGCAAAAGCACUCCGUUGGCCUUACACCAACUAUUCAAAUACACCAGCAUCUGCCGCGACACACUGUGAUAAUUCGCUCGGGAGAAAUGACGUGCCAUUGGUGAUUGAAAGCAUAAAGCUCUCGGGAGAAGAGUAUGUCACAGCUCCGUCGAGUAGUCCGCCUACCUAUGGGUACUAUGCGUCAGACCCGUUGUCAGUGGCGGAAGACAACACGAGCCCCGACAACAUCAUUUCGAAUUCCUCAGCCAACGAGCGGAAGUUACCUGUAAUAUCAUGGACAUACUCCCAGAUGCCUACACCACCAUCAGAAUCAGCAACUGUACCUGAGUCAACGAAUCCUUCGGAGGUAAGGUCGCCGUUAAACCGCAAGUGGAGUGGUGUAUCCUUGGGAGGUAUCUCAGCACGCCUGUCGCCCUCCAAAUUAUCACCUCAUACCAUGAACCGUAGCCUAAAUACACCCAUAACACCAUCACACAGCUACUAUGAGAAGCAGCUAGCUACUCCAGUAUCAGUCGGAGGUUUCCAUGAGAGAUCCGGUAAGCAUUCACAGAACGGGGUUCAUGAACACGACCUAAUUGUUUUUACAGCUUCUCAGAAGGAGGUGCAGAGCCCGAUGGCCAGCACAAUGCCGACCACUCCCCUUUCUGUUUCGUCGGAAGAGCAAGUCCUUCGGCCGAAUUCGUGCUUUGGUCUUAGCUCAUUCGACAUAUCUUGUCCGCAAGGGGCUUCGCCGACCAUGGGCUAUACGGCUUCUGGGGUUGCUUUCGAACCCAGCCCACGGUUUGUUGAAAUUCCUUAUUCCACUAAUCCGGUGAAAAAUAUGUGGGAUAUGGGAUCUUAA
Coccidioides posadasii C735 delta SOWgp is the source of this 1380-nucleotide messenger RNA. Lineage: Eukaryota; Fungi; Ascomycota; Eurotiomycetes; Onygenales; Onygenaceae. The record is from RefSeq and is a predicted model, not a curated record.